AGCUAGACAUAAAGGUUCUCCACGUCCCCACCAGACUCAGGAGCCCAGCUGGCUUCACCCAGUGGAUCACGCACUAGGGCUACAGGUGGAGCUGCUUGCCAGUCCGCCGCCGUGAGCCCACACUCCUCAGCCCUUGGGUGGUCGAUGGGACUGGGCGUCGUGGAGCAGCGGGCGGCGCUCGUCGCGGAGGCUCGGGCAUGGCGGGCUGCAGGUCCCUAGCCCUGCCCUGCAGGAAGACAGCUAAGGCCAGGCGAGAAAUUGAGCACAGCAGCUGCUGGCCCAGGUGCUAAGCCCCUCAACUGCCCGGGGCCGGUCCGAGUGCGAGGUCCGCGGAGCCCACGCCCACCCGGAACUCACGCUGGCCCGCAAGCACCGCGCGCAGCCCCGGUUCCUGCCCGCACCUCUCCCUCCACACCUCCCCGCAAGCUGAGGGAGCCGGCUCCGGCCUCGGCCAGCCCAGGAAGGCGCUCCCACAGUGCAGUGGUGGGCUGAAGGGCUCCUCAAGUGCCGCCAAAGUGGGAGCCCAGGCAGAGGAGGCGCCGAGAGCGAGGGAGGGCUGUGAGGACUGCCAGCACGCUGUCACCUCUCAAUAGCAGCCCAAACAGAUUAAGACAUGGGAGAUGUACAAGGGCAGCCGUGGGGCUGGCAACAGCUUCGUAAUCCUGGCUUCCUGCUUUCUGGGUCAAAGCCCUGGUGGUGUGUUCUUGAUAUCGGUCCAUCCAGUGGCGUUGUUUGAUUCCUCCCACCUUGCUGAUCAUUCGUAGUGUAGCCCCCAAGGUGAAAGACAACUUGAGUGGUUAAAUUACUGUCAUGCAAAGCGACUAGAUGGUUCAGCUGAUUGCACCUUUAGAAGUUAUGUGGAACGAGGCAGCAGAUCUUAAGCCCCUUGCUCUGUCACCCAGGCUGGAAUGCAGUGGUGGAAUCAUGGCUCACUACAGCCCUGACCUCCUGGGCCCAGAGAUGGAGUCUCGCUAUUUUGCCCAGGUUGGUCUUGAACACCUGGCUUCAAGCAGUCCUCCUGCUUUUGGCUUCUUGAAGUGCUUAGAUUACAGUAUUUCAGUUUUAUGCUCUGCAACAAGUUUGGCCAUGUUGGAGGACAAUCCAAAGGUCAGCAAGUUGGCUACUGGUGAUUGGAUGCUCACUCUGAAGCCAAAGUCUAUUACUGUGCCCAUGGAAAUCCCCAGCUCCCCUCUGGAUGAUACACCCCCUGAAGACUCCAUUCCUUUGGUCUUUCCAGAAUUAGACCAGCAGCUACAGCCCCUGCCGCCUUGUCAUGACUCCGAGGAAUCCAUGGAGGUGUUCAAACAGCACUGCCAAAUAGCAGAAGAAUACCAUGAGGUCAAAAAGGAAAUCGCCCUGCUUGAGCAAAGGAAGAAGGAGCUCAUUGCCAAGUUAGAUCAGGCAGAAAAGGAGAAGGUGGAUGCUGCUGAGCUGGUUCGGGAAUUCGAGGCUCUGACGGAGGAGAAUCGGACGUUGAGGUUGGCCCAGUCUCAAUGUGUGGAACAACUGGAGAAACUUCGAAUACAGUAUCAGAAGAGGCAGGGCUCGUCCUAACUUUAAAUUUUUCAGUGUGAGCAUACGAGGCUGAUGACUGCCCUGUGCUGGCCAAAAGAUUUUUAUUUUAAAUGAAUAGUGAAUCAGAUCUAUUGCUUCUCUGUAUUACCCACAUGACAACUGUCUAUAAUGAGUUUACUGCUUGCCAGCUUCUAGCUUGAGAGAAGGGAUAUUUUAAAUGAGAUCAUUAACGUGAAACUAUUACUAGUAUAUGAUUUUGGAGAUCAGAAUUCUUUUCCAAAGAUAUAUGUUUUUUUCUUUUUUAGGAAGAUAUGAUCAUGCUGUACAACAGGGUAGAAAAUGAUAAAAAUAGACUAUUGACUGACCCAGCUAAGAAUCGUGGGCUGAGCAGAGUUAAACCAUGGGACAAACCCAUAACAUGUUCACCAUAGUUUCACGUAUGUGUAUUUUUAAAUUUCAUGCCUUUAAUAUUUCAAAUAUGCUCAAUUUAAACUGUCAGAAACUUCUCUGCAUGUAUUUAUAUUUGCCAGAGUAUAAACUUUUAUACUCUGAUGUUUAUCCUUCAAUGAUUGAUUAUACUAAGAAUAAAUGGUCACAUAUCCUAAAAGCUUCUUCAUGAAAUUAUUAGCAGAAACCAUGUUUGUAACCAAAGCACAUUUGCCAAUGCUAACUGGCUGUUGUAAUAAUAAACAGAUAAGGCUGCAUUUGCUUCAUGCCAUGUGACCUCACAGUAAACAUCUCUGCCUUUGCCUGUGUGUGUUCUGGGGGAGGGGGGACAUGGAAAAAUAUUGUUUGGACAUUACUUGGGUGAGUGCCCAUGAAAACAUCAGUGAACUUGUAACUAUUGUUUUGUUUUGGAUUUAAGGAGAUGUUUUAGAUCAGUAACAGCUAAUAGGAAUAUGCGAGUAAAUUCAGAAUUGAAACAAUUUCUCCUUGUUCUACCUAUCACCACAUUUUCUCAAAUUGAACUCUUUGUUAUAUGUCCAUUUCUAUUCAUGUAACUUCUUUUUCAUUAAACAUGGAUCAAAACUGA
This is a messenger RNA of Pan troglodytes (chimpanzee), 2548 nucleotides long. RefSeq names its product MAP3K7 C-terminal like (gene MAP3K7CL). The transcript has 9 exons. Gene Ontology annotation, cellular component: nucleus; cytosol. The record is from RefSeq and is a predicted model, not a curated record. Lineage: Eukaryota; Metazoa; Chordata; Mammalia; Primates; Hominidae. The coding region runs from base 826 to 1554 and encodes 242 amino acids.